AGAAGAGAUCGUGGAACUGUACGGACUGAUAAUUUUAUUGGUGUAUUUUGGUUUAAAAUGUUCAAUUCGUAUUAACCUCGCCUUUUAUUUACCGUUUUGAACGAUACUUCAGGUGCUCUUUUUUGUUUUCGUCUCAGCAAGUGAAAGGAAGUUCAGUGUCUUAUAGGUCUUAAAAAGUAAGAAAAUAUAAACCUUUCAACAAAACCUACCUGCCAGAUCCGAUCUUCCUUCAUAUUAGAAACGUAAAAAUAUCUUCCGUUACUAAAUGUCAAGUGAACUGUAGGGAAUGACGUAGCGCGCGCGUGUGUGUGCUAUUGAUUCAGUACAAACAGACGAGCCUUCACCAUCAGUGUGAGGCGGACGUUGGGAACAUCCAGCCUCACUACACCUGGUAAGCAGGUAUUCUACUGUACUGGGAAUUAGUGCUCAGAACACCAGCGCUGGAGAAUGGCUGUUAACGAAGCAGCUUAGGCGAGACUGUAUAUCUUUCUAUACAAGAGAGAGAGAACCCUUCCUUAACUGUUGUUUACUAUGCGCUUUCACUCCUGUAUUGAAUAUUCUGUAUCUUUACAUAGAUUGAGACAAUAUUUAUUUACCCCCUCCAACCCCCAGCUCAUUUUUCCAAUCACGUUCUGUUAUUAGAAAAAUAGGAUAAUGUUUGAGACCUCCUUACGAAAAUGUUCGCGUCUUGAAAGAAACUUUUUAAGCAAUAGAAUUGAGGAACGAACCAACUGAGUAUUCCUUUACUAAGUUGUGAAUUCCUCUCGGUUUUCUUUAUUUUUCAAACUGGUCUUGGUCCAUGCUCAGAAUAUUAUUGUUUGUAUUUGAUGUUUUGCCAAGAAAAGAAGGAUAUGUCAAUUCGAAAGAACGAUGUAUCAGUUUUCAAUGAUUAUUAGAAAAUUUUUAAGUUAUUAAGAUACUCUAAAAGUCUGCGAUAUUUCUUUACAAGCCGUAAGAUUGUACAUCUUUACUAUAAUGUUAGACUCUCGUAAACUACGUGUAGGUGGAACAACUGGCUCCUCUAUAGGUCAGGAAGAUCUUCCGUCGAAUACAGGAUCUGUCAACACCAUGAUAACCACUCUAACCAUGGUAACAGCUAGUUCGGAAACAACUUCUCGGCAAGAUUUAUCGUCAUGGAAAAUAUCAGGGCCAAAAUCCGCUGACAGUAUAGUAACCAUGGCAACAACUAUUCCAGAAAUGUCUUCUCAACAUUAUGUUGCACCUUGGAAAAUGCCUGAAGCAAGAUAUAUUGACAGUUUGCAAGCUUCAGCAACCGUAGUAGCAACUAGUCAAAAAAACAAUUCUUUAGUUCAACAAGAUAUACCGUCAAGUAAAACGUCAGGAACAAGACCUAUUAACAGUAUGGUGGCCGUUGUUUCCAGUAAAAAACAAAAAUCCUGCGAAAUUUCAUUAAAAGACGUUGUUGGUGAACAAAAGUAUAAAGAAAGUUUUCAUUCAGAGGAAUCUAAACAGCAAGAAUACCCUAACAAUCGGGUUUCUAACUUUACGGCAACGUCUAGUGUGUCGAGUUCCACUUUGCCGAAACCAAGAGAACAUAUGCACGCACCAAGGGGUUACUUUCUUCGACAGGAUUUGGAACUCACUUCUAAUUUUCCACAGAGAAGACAGCGACAGACAGGAAACACGGUUUCUUUACCGUCAAGUGCCCUGGGUUCUGAACCUGUUUUUUCUACGAACGCAGAUUCACGUAGACAAGACAGUGUGAAUAUUAAGAGUUCAAAGUGUAUUGAUUCAUAUACAUGUAUUAAUAGCUCACCCUCACACGAUCAAGAAGAUCUUCAAACUCAAAAGAAUUAUUGUUCGAAUCCCGAUUAUCACCAAACCUCUGCUUCACAAGAAACCACCAUGUAUGAAGAAGACAUGCCUGUUAUAAUGAGGCGACGUGGUUUGAUGAUGCGUGUGAGGAUUGUUAGUGUAGAUUUUGAUAUACCCUCUGACCCAACAACUCAUUCAUCUCUACCUCAAACACCCCUUCAUAACCAGGGGGAGCAAGGAUCUCACUCACCAGCACUUUCGCCGCGCCAUCAGGAUCCCACUGACGUCUCGCUUCUCUUCCCGCGGAAAUCUCGUCCUUUCCAAAGACAGGCAUCAGAGGACAUGAAGGGACGACGAGAAAGUUUGGCUGCUCUUCCGAGCACACACCUUACUGUUGGCACUCCAGGUACCUCGGAAACAUCCAACUUGGUGCGGAUGCGCAGUUCGUCUAUGGGCCAAUCAGCGCCCUCUCUAUCUUCCAGCAUGAAAGAGCUUAACAUGCCCAGAAGAGGAAGCCGGUGUGCGACAAGAAAACCCAUUAUAAGUAGCACGUCGCCAACAUUACCCCGUUGUCACUCGCCAGUUUCUCACUAUAGCCCAGUAGAAAGUCCGCGAAACCUGUCUCCCUGCCAACAGUUUCUGUUUGCUACCACCAGGAGAGGAGAAGGCAGAAGAUGGUCCCUUGCUUCUCUUCCAUCUUCUGGAUACGGUACCAACACUCCAGGGAGUUCCAACGUUUCAUCUCAGUGCUCCUCCCAAGAAAAACUUCACCCCCUUCCUAGUCAUCCUGCCAUAGAUGAGAGGCGCCAUCUAUCAAGGUUCAGCAGCAACGAGAGUAACCCCGGUGUGGAAGAAGAUGGUCGCAGAUCACCGCUGAUGAGGUCAAGAUCUAGAAGUUUAAGUCCAAUGCGGUCUCCUGGUAUGGAUAGCGAUAUCAUCCUUAUGAACAGUGUUUACAAAGAGAGAUUUCCCAAGGCCACGCAUCAGAUGGAAGAUAGACUGGAGAAGUUUAUUGAAGAUGGUCAAGAACUAGACCCGGAUCUUAACUCAGACGCUGUCACUCGCUUCGCUCACUUCCAAGUCAUUGAAAUGGCUAGAGACUGUUUACAGAAGUCAAAAGAAAAACUCGUGACAUCGCGCUACUUUUAUGAAAUGUCUGAAAACCUCGAGAAACUGUAUUCUGAGUGUCGUGAGAAGUCCUCCACAGCAGCUGGUCAUAUCAGAAAUCUAAUCAAGAAGUUGUUGCUGAUCGUUUCAAGACCGGCUCGGUUACUGGAAUGUUUGGAAUUUGACCCAGAAGAUUUCUACAGAUUGCUAGAAGCCGUGGAAGGACAGGCUAAAGUGGCUCAAGGUGUCAAAACAGAUAUCCCACAAUACAUCAUUAACAAGUUAGGCCUAAACCGAGAUCCACUUGCUGGUACGUUAUAUGCUGUCGUUUUGUUAAUGUUCCUGAUGCUGGCAUGUUUGAACUUUUCGCGAUUAGCAUCAGUUCCAGAAAAACAAAGAACUAAACCACCUUCUGAAGAGGAUUUUGAAACAAUCAAAUUAAUUAGUAAUGGAGCAUAUGGCGCUGUGUACCUCGUGCGGCACAAGGAAUCCAGAGAGAGAUUUGCGAUGAAGAAAAUCAACAAACAGAAUCUUGUUCUACGGAAUCAGGUAGAACAAGCUUUCGCAGAGCGAGACAUCAUGAGUUUUACUGACAACCCUUUCGUCGUUGGCAUGCUCUGUACGUUUGAAACAAAGAAACAUUUAUGUAUGGUGAUGGAGUAUGUGGAAGGAGGUGACUGUGCUAACUUGUUGAAGAACAUGGGGCCUCUACCUCUAGAUAUGGCGCGCUUUUACUUUGCAGAAACAGUAUUGGCAGUUGAAUAUCUGCAUAGUUAUGGAAUUGUCCACAGAGAUCUUAAGCCUGAUAAUCUUUUGAUCACUGCUAUGGGUCACAUAAAACUCACAGAUUUUGGACUCUCCAAAAUUGGACUCAUGAACUUGGCAACCAAUCUUUAUGAAGGAUGUUUGGACCGAGAAACUAAACUGUUUAAUGACAAACAAGUGUUUGGGACACCAGAAUAUAUAGCACCAGAAGUGAUCUUAAGAAGAGGAUAUGGAAAACCGGUGGACUGGUGGUCUAUGGGAAUCGUUCUUUACGAAUUUUUAAUUGGCUGUGUUCCUUUCUUUGGUGAAACUCCUGAGAAAUUAUUUGCACAUGUGAUCAACGACGAAGUCGAAUGGCCGGAUGAGGAGGAAUGGAAUGUUCCGGAAGAUGCCAAAGACCUCAUCACUCAGCUUCUCCGUCAACAUCCUAUCGAUCGCUUAGGAACUGGAGGCGCCCAUGAAGUUAAAGAACAUCCUUUCUUCGUCAGUAUGGACUGGGAGUCCCUUCUUCGUCAGAAAGCAGAGUUCGUGCCUCAACUUGAUCACGAGGAAGACACGAGUUACUUUGAUACACGAGCUGACAGGUACAAUCACGAAAUGGAGGAAUCAGAAGAGCUGGAUGACACUGAUGAGAGUUCUUUGUUUAGUAGUUUCUCUUCUUGUUCCCCACAGUUCAGGAGAGUUUACUCCUGUUUAGAGAAGGAGUUGGAUGAAGAGAACUUGUUGAAAUUAGCCAAAGAAGAAAGCGCUCGCAAAACCGGAAGCAACACUGACCUAAACCAAUCGGAAAACGCCGAAACAGGAAGUUCUUCCUCUGGUGAGGCUGCUAACAGAAAAAGUGCCUCAACUCCUGACUUAAAUAUUAGCCAAGUGUCACCACGACACUCACCAUCUCGUAAACUAAAAGAACAUAAAAAUAAACCCGCUGAGAAGGAGGACAGAAAGUUCAGGCGGAAGGAAUUAUUACCUCAGUUGUCGGUGAGUACAGGGAAAGUAUCUUCAGGUGUCUCGAUUUCUUCCAUUGGGCACAAACCACCACCAACCCAACCACCAGGCAGUGAAACUAGUAUUGCACAGGACUGGAUGAAACUUAAGAAUCACGUCACUCCACUUCCGGUAUCACCACAUAUUCCAAUCCCGUCAACAUCAGCUUUACCUGUAGGAACACGACAGAAAGAACGCUGGGUAACGAAAUCGGCAUCGGCUUCCGGAUUAUCAUUAAUAAUAUCGGAAGCUCCCACAGAUGAAACUGUAUCUCAGCCUGUAGCUCGUUCUCCCGGUGGUUCCAGCACAAGUUCACGAGAUACUUCACCUAACAGAGAAACGAGUCCAUUGGUUCCACAGCUAAAACCACCAAUCAUAAUCCGCAAAGGACCACGUGGAUUUGGUUUCACAGCUCGAGCAAUAAGGGUGUAUUUUGGGGACUCGGAUGUAUAUACUCUUCAGCAUUUGGUGUCUGCCGUGGAUAACAAUGGGCCAGCCUUCGAGUCAGGACUGAGACCUGGUGAUCUGAUUACCCAUAUAAAUGGAGAACCUCUUCAGGGACUGGUCCAUCAUCAGGUUCUUCAGCUGAUCUUGUCAGGUGGAGACCGCAUCACUAUUCGUACAAUACCGUUAGAAAGUACUACCAUAAAAACCGGAGGUCGUAAGAGACACCCGUCUUCCAUUAAGAUGGUUCGCAGGCCAGUUGUACGGAAGCGUUAUGGCCAAGGAAAGAGAGAUGCACAAUCUGAUCGUAAGAGGAGAGCCACGCUUUUGAGGAGGUUGAGUAAUAAACGAGCUAGUGCCGACUUGCAGCAUUUAGUUUCUAGAUCCCCUCCUAUGUUGACCACCAGCCACAGCCUACAGUCCUUGAGUAGAGGGGGCGAGAUUGCCCCAGGAUCCCCAACACGAAAAGGUCCACGAUCUCCACCGGCUAAUAGACUGUGUUCGACAUCCGAGUCUUCCUACUCUGCAGGAAACUCUUCCGGAAGCAGUUCUCCCAGUUCUAGUGUCCCUGGUUCUCCAGCAGGAACUGCUCAGUUCCAGCGACCAAGCUCUCUUCAUGGUCUUAAACACAAGUUGAUUCAGACUUUCCGCUCUCCUCGUCGGAAAUCAGUGGGGCAUGUGCCCCUAUCGCCCUUAGUUCGCACACCUUCCCCUUCUUCUUUGCAUUCAACUUCACCUAUACGAUCACCUUCUCCUUUGGCCUUCCCCUUGGCUCACCAUCCUGCUACUACAUCACACAAAGUCACCUCUGGAAGCACUCUAACCCCCACCAGUUCAGGCAAAAAGAUUUUCAUGCGACCAAAGAGCGCUGAGCCUGGUUCUCCACUUCUUAGACGUGCCCUUUCACCUGACCGACUUCAUUCCAAGUCAUCCGACGUCAAGUUAAAACAAGGUAAACUAAAAAGGGAGUCGUUUAGUGGGCACACUUCUUCACCUCUUGCUCUUUCCUCGACUCCUGCCUCAAAUUUCCAUCACCACUACACUUCAGCUGGUUCCUCCCUUGUUUCAAAACCUACUGCUCCCCUUUCUUCCUUUUCGCCCAAGAAGGUUUCCAUUAUUACAACUGAUAGAUCUCAGUCAUCAGCGUCAAACGGAAUGGUAGGUAGCUCAGAGACUUUUACUGAUAAACAGCAAGAUGAAAACAUUGGAGUUACAUUUUCAUCUAGUCAUUCGAAAGACCUUGGCGAACAUGGACGAUCCGGUUCUGUGCGUGAGAUUCGUGGGGAUACUCAACAACUUUAUGGCUCUAAUGUAAAGCUUAAAACAGUAGUUGAAAGAAGUAUGGAUAGUUUUGAAGCCGAAGAGCAACCUACGCCAUCUCAGGUAACAAAAAUUUCGUUAAGUUGUGACUCCAAAGAAAGAAGAACAGGAAUUCGAGAACAAGUUCUUCCUGUGCUAAUUGAAGACGCCACUGUGCCACCCGAUACUGCCCAUCAAAGUAAGGAAGGAGAAGAGUUAAAGCUGCCACCUAUUAACGUUACCAUGUACUUACCUGUAAUCCCACGUGCAGUUGACCAGAAAACAGCUGUCGCAGAGAAGUCGCCAUUUUCGUCAGUUUCCAUCACUACAACAAAAGAUUCAGCUUCACGGGCCACCUUCUCAGGUGAUAUCCAAAAUAUACCGGUUCAUCCACCGAAGAAAGACGACAUCUCAACAGUCAAACCACCAGACGUUACUAAAGCAUUACAUGACACGCCAAUAAAAAAAUAAUCGUAAUUAUUCUGGAACUAUUAAAUUAUUUUUAAUUUAUCCAUUGUACGUGUAAUAUGUGCUUGUAAAUAUCAAAUUGCUUCUAAAGUAAAGCCAAAAAGUUUACGCUUUUGGUCGUUUUGGUUUAUUUUAUAGAUGAUGGCGAUUUUUGAAAGUGUUUCCCUAUGUAAUGACUGUUGGUGUUACCAUUGCACGUGUUAUGGCUAACAGAAUGUACUUGUAUGCUUAGCUUAGUGUUUGACACAGUAUGAUAUUCUAUAUAUUUAAAGUCUGAUCUUGUAAAUAGAUGUGUGAUAUGUUGUAUAUAGUAUAUUUAUUUUUUGUUUAUUUCUGUUGUCGUUUUGAAGAUUCUACGCUACUGAUCUUUGCUUAUUGUAACUUUUGUAGCAGUAACUUAAACAAUACUUAUUAUUCUAUAACUAUUUUUGUUCAAUAAGUUUCCAUUUCUGUUCUACUCUUCGUCUUCCACUUGUGUAAUACUUCUAACAUUUCUACAAGUAAGAACGAAAAGUUCCUCGCAUCGUGCGUACUUAGUAUAAGAUAGAAACUUAGUCAUUGAAAGGUAUAUCAGAAAAUUUAAAAUAGAAGUGGGGGAGAAACUCGAAAGUUAUAAAUAAGACGAUCGAUUUCUACUUUUGUUAUCAACCUUUAUUUCUAUAUAAUAAUAUUUACGUGAAUAGGUUGCUCUAUCUAGAAAAUUGUAGAUCUUUUAACUAGGUACUCAGUAGACCGCCACUACUGUAAAUUGAAAUGCUUACAGCAAGAAUGUCGUAGAGAUUUUGUGGUCAAAAACAUGGUAACUGUAUCACGUUAGAAAAACUGACAUAAAAAGUAAAAUAGCAGACAAUAAAAGUAAGAAAAUGUACCUUAGGGCCAUUGACACAUUUUAACUGACUAAUUGGACUUGGUUAAAAAAUGUGAAUAACUCUUAUAUUAUUUUAUUAUAAGUAGUUUGUGGUAACAUGCAGCUAAAAGCAUGGACCAACAAAGUUGUGUUUGCUUUACCACAAACAGGCUAUGAAUGUGAUUAAAUAAAGCUGUCAGUGCCCACUUCAGUCAUGCUUAAUUCAUGUAAAACAUUUUUUUUUAAUCUUUCGUAAUAAUACACUAUCGAGAAGAUAUUUCCUACUCUUCUUAUCAAGUUAGGAUAGGCUUAACUCAUGCUAAGCCUACUUAGUGUGUUGUUACUUUUAUGUAGCGUUUACUUAUAGGGAAAUCUCUCGUUUUAUAAAUGACUUAACUCCAAGUAAGUUAAUAGUUAGUUCAACGACAUGUUUUAGAUCAAAAAUUGUGACAACAUACACGUAGAGUAUUUGAGUCUGAACAUUAGCUGAUCAUGUCAGUGUGUCAUAUGACAUUUUAUAAUGUUAUGCUAUUUUAACAACAAACUGUCUGUUACAGUUUCAAGAAUGUUUGUCUUGUGAUCAAAUGUUUGAGCCUAUUGAGUAUAGCUAUUAUUGGUUUUAGAAGUAAAUUUGACUUAGUGUCAAACCUCUGAAAUGUUAAAAACCUAUUACUGCUUGCACUGCAUAUUAUAAACUAAAGUCAUUCCUUUUCUACCUCAGUGGAAGAUUUUAUUUGUAGUUUAAGCAACAUGUAAAUGUUUUUAAUAUUUAAAAAAGGUAUUCAAGUAAUAUUCAUGACCCCGUUUUCAUGGCUUUAGCUUCUGUGUGGUAUAAAUGGAAAAGUACAUUGCCAUAUUUGUCGUCAUAUGGCCGCAAAUCAUUGGAUGAAUGUGUCACGGCUAUGACGUGAUUGUAGUUGACAAUGAAAGUUUAGUUUAAUCUAUUUCAUUUAUGGUUGGGUAAAAGACAGUGAUAUUUGAAAAACAAAGCUGAAGCCACGGGAUAUUAGUGUUCAAGAAAAACAGCAAAAGGAGGUGGGUAUUCUAGCUUGUCAGUCAAAAGUGAAAACUUAAACGCAUCUUCUACGCUUGUCUAAAUAUUUGAGCGUGAAAGUUCAAAUGGGUUUUUUUAACUCCCAAUUAAAUUAUAGUUGAGAGACUGAUCCAGAUAUGUAAACGUAUCGUGACAGCAAAGAGAGCAAAGUUCAUUGUUUUUCUUUGAAGAUCUAUGUGUAAACAACGUAUUGUUGUUAUCCACAUCUUUUACAGUACAUGUGAAAAUGUUCCCGGUGAACAGUCACGUGGUUUGGAAGUUUUAGGUGUAUGUUGAAGUUAGUGCUUUUGUGUGUAACGCUAUGAACUCAAGGUAUUUUGAGUUGUCGUAAGUUAAAUAUUUCAGCAACCUUAGAUUAGAUUUUCUGUUUACUUAAACAAUAUUUUAUAAAUUGUAUUGGAGAUAGCUCUUCUUACUAAAAUUUUAAAAAAUGUGUUAUUUCAAGUUACCUUGUUAAAUCCAAUGUAGAUGGCGCAUCUUGGUAAUAGUUGAUGAACUUUACUCGAUCGUGAAAUGUAGUAGGUGUGUUUCUUAAAUGUAAAAAUAUUGUUCUUGGAAAACUAGAUAAAUCUAAAUGAAGAAAACACUUCACAAAUUUUGAGAAAGCAUUCUGUUUGGGUGAAUGAUAUUAUAAUUAAUUUUCAAACGAUUAGUUAUACAAAUGCAUGAUUUUCAUUUACGUAUGUGCUUAAAAUUGUUAAUGGUUAUGAAAUUGUGAUAUUAUUUAUUUUCCUGAAUUCAUUGGAUAAUUAUGAGUUUAAAGCCAUGUUUUUCGAACUACUGACUGAUUGUUAGUUGAAAGAAUAUUGUAAAGCAAUGUUAUAAUCGUUAUGUAGUAUUAAUGCUACCGCUAGAGGGCGCUUUGAAAAGUUUAUGAAAUGGUUGUUUAAAAAUUAACCAGUGUUUAGUGAGGCAUUGUAGUAACAGUGUGUAAAGUACUGACAAAGUUUUUAAAUGUGUUAAAGCCACAUCUAUGGAAUUAAUAUAAAAUUUCCAAAAUUUGAAAUACCAGUGCUUUAUCUAUGACAUUAAAUGUCAUUUUUAAAUACUUGUAUGUUUAUGUCCAAUUUGCUGAGAGCUGCCAAUCAAGGUACUGUGUUUAAAGGUAGGAUCACAAGGUUAACAAGAUUUGGAAAGACUGCUGGUUUAAUUGGUUAUGGUACUUUUCCGUAGUUUUUCGUGUUUUUUUUUAUGUGUAUGUUUCCACGUGGUACAUGUAACCGUUAGAUCGGUUUCUUUCUAGCUUCUCCUUGGCCUAUUUUCACUAUUUAUAAGGGGCCGUGCGUGCCCUGGUGGUUAACGUACUGUUCUGUUGGCCAGAUAAUUCAUGGUUCGCAUCGCGUUGAUUUUCUUUGCGAUCGUAAAUGGGUUAGAAGAGUGGUUAUGUAACAUCACUAUUCGAUUGUAGUAGCCUAAAAAGUUGUCUGUGGGUGAUUUUAACUCGCUGUUUUCUUUUCAUUUGACUAAUUCAAAAUUAGGGCUAACUAACGCAACUAGCCCUUGUUUAGUUUUGUGCAAGUCUUCGAAACAAACCAAACCAUUAUUUAUAACAUUUUUGUCUCGUCGACUUUAAUUUGUGGAUAUCAAAUUUGUUCUUUUUGUCAGUUUUUCUUUUAAUUUUGACAAUUAAGUCCUUAUUCUCUGCCCUCCAUAGUCUACUGAGCUGUUAUUUACUGCACACUUUCUACAGUCCUCUUCUGGACUCUCAUUGCCAGUUAUCUCUCAACAUUCUUACUUUUCAUUUUUUUCAACUCGCUGAAGAAAUGCUUUUUCAAAUGUUGAUUUUUGUCUAUAAUAACUUAUCUGUUAUAUCCUCUCUGCGUGGCAUACCUCGGCAUUCAUCUUCCAGGUUAAAGCUGACCCUUAAAAACCUCUAAGGUCAGUGGAUUCAUCUGUGCACCAAGCCUGACUUUGAUCACAUUACUCGAUCAUGAGAAUCUGUAGCUGGUUUCAUUCUGCACUAAGCCUAACUUUGAUCACAUUACUCGAUCAUGAGAAUCUGUAGCUGGUUUCAUUCUGCACCAAGCCUGACUUAGAUCACAUUACUCGAUCAUGAGAAUCUGUAGCUGGUUUCAUUCUGCACCAAGACUGACUUUGAUCACAUUACUCGAUCAUGAGAAUCUGUAGCUGGCUUCAUUCUGCACCAAGCCUGACUUUGAUCACAUUACUCGAUCAUGAGAAUCUGUAGCUGGUUUCAUUCUGCACCUAGACUGACUUUGAUCACAUUACUCGAUCAUGAGAAUCUGUAGCUGGUUUCAUUUUGCACCAAGCCUGACUUUGAUCACAUUACUCGAUCAUGAGAAUCUGUAGCUGGUUUCAUUCUGCACCUAGACUGACUUUGAUCACUUUACUCGAUCAUGAGAAUCUGUAGCUGGUUUCACCUUGCACCAAGACUGACUUUGAUCACUUUACUCGAUCAUGAGAAUACAUAGCUUUGUUUAUUGUGAAAUGUCACCCACUACGACCGUAUUUCAGCGUAUUUUUCAGAUUCGUAGUUUUACAGACCAAUAAAUAGUUUUGGCUUUAAAUUAUUACACUACAUAAAAUCGCGAAGGACCAGAAACUUCUACUAUGGUACUUUUAAUGUUCACUCAAAAGUAGCAACCAUUCAUAUUAACUGUAUGAUUAUUUCGUUUUCAAAGAAAAGAAAAAAGCGCAUACGAGGCCUCAACCAACUUUAUCAGAUAUUUUAAGUAUACCUCCAACCAUACUAUUGUUAGUAUACCUCCAACCAAUACUAUUGUUACCCGAGAACUUGCCGAUUUAAUCUUCCUUCUCCAAUCUGUUAACUAUAUUUUGGACACUUUACUCUUCUCACUCAUCGUAACAUUACCCAAAGACGUAUUUGUGAACCAUAUGUGUAACAUAUCCGUUAACUCUAUGCAUUAUCUAACUACUACUAAACAUAUUCAAUUUUUUUAAGAAGCAAAAUAAUCAGUUGAAGUGGUUAUUCAGCAUCAUAUUUAUUUUUCUAACAUCACCAUCCACACUCCUAUACAUCCUGGCACUUACCAGCAAACUCAAAUAACUACUACCGAAAGAUAUCGUCCAGACUGCCUGAAGUGCACACGUUUACACAUAAAAAUCUGGAUGUACAACCAUUCAAUGCACAUCAGUAUUUGUUACAUUUGUUGCACAGAUAACUGAAGUUAACUUUGAUACACUACGCAUUCCCCCCCCCCCCCACACACCUCCCAUAAGCAUCACUACAUUACUGUGCUCUGCCCUAUCGCUCAGUGGAAGGCUUAUAGCGCUAAAUCCGGAGUUCGAGCCCUGUGGUGAGCACAACACAAUAGCUCAUUGUGCAGCUUUUUACUUAACGACAAAUCAUCCCUUUCACCAGUUUCCGUACUUUUUCCUAGCGGCGUCCUCUGUUUUUACUGUACAUUUGAAUGUGUUACAAUUUUUGUUUUUCCUCAUAAUUAUUUUUUUAUUAGUUUUAUUUAUUUUGAACCAUUAGUUUGUUGCUGAAAAAAAAAGUUAAAUAAAUCUUAAAUACAGACUGCACUUUACAGUCCUGUUGAAAUGACUGAAUAACAUACAAUUUAUUCUUUAUUACUUGACGCUUACGUGUGUAACAGUCAGAGUGACUCCAAAAAACGUAGAAGUAGGAGUGUCUCAAGACUUAAGCCGUGAUUUUAAAGUAUAAGUUAACUUUUUCAUGACUUUUGAUGAAAGAAUAAUGAGAAGCUAGUGAUAGGGCUAAGGUAACACGUAGAUGAAAGGUUUAACACCUGAUUAUGUUACCAUGUCACCCCCAGUGGGUCAUCGGCAAGUUUAGAGACAAACGGUACUAAAAUGCGGAGUUCGAUUCUCCAUGUUAGACAGAGUGUAGGUAGCCCAUUGCAUAGGUAGCCCAUAAACAAAACAACUAAAGAAAGUUAUGUAAUAAAAUGACAGUGAAACUUUUGUAUUUGUACAGAGUGUAACUGUUCAAAAGUUAAGUUUAACAAUUGUAUGUGAACAUUCGAUAGAACGAUUUCUAGGCUAGAGAAGUGGGCUACUUAUUUAUAUUAUUUUAUUAGAAUUUCACUGUUUAAGCUAUGACAAAUGAAUCUUAAUAAGAUUACUGUUUUGGUUUGUUUAUUACCAUUAAACCAAAGUUCAAUGAAAAAAUAAUCAAUCUUCAUAAAAAUUAGAACAUUUUGACUUAGAAUUUGAAUGGUUUGUUGAAAGAGUAGUGUUUAUAAAGCUUGCAAAGAUUACUGUUUAGUGAAGACGAAGUUACAAAAUAACUGAAGAGUCGAAAAAUAACAAUUAUUUUCGUGAAUUGUCUGUCAAACAUAGAGUUAUCUUGACCUUUUUUAAAUGGCGGAAGAAAAAUGGUUUAAGAGUAGUGAAUUUCUACAGUAGUGCUGUAGUGUUACUGAAAUGUUUCCGAGGAAUUGGAAUGACAAGGUUCAUAAUCAAUGUUUCUAAAAUCUUAGCUCUUUAGCGUAAUAACUGCAAAAUAGUAAACAAACAUUUCGAGAUAUCUGAGCUUGUAUGGAAUUGUUUUGUACAGUUCGAAAUUUAGCUUGUAUGUACAUGUGUGUUUAUAUCUUGUGUACAGCGAUGUCAGUGAGCCUUAAAAGCUUUCUAUGUGAUAAAUAAACUUGACGAUUAUGGUUGA
Limulus polyphemus (Atlantic horseshoe crab) is the source of this 13356-nucleotide messenger RNA. RefSeq names its product microtubule-associated serine/threonine-protein kinase 3-like. Gene Ontology annotation, biological process: intracellular signal transduction; peptidyl-serine phosphorylation. Bases 976 to 6846 code for a protein of 1956 amino acids. The record is from RefSeq and is a predicted model, not a curated record. Gene Ontology annotation, molecular function: magnesium ion binding; protein binding; protein serine/threonine kinase activity. NCBI's taxonomy places the organism in Eukaryota, Metazoa, Arthropoda, Merostomata, Xiphosura, Limulidae. The transcript is spliced from 24 exons.